This is a messenger RNA of Nerophis lumbriciformis (worm pipefish), 1200 nucleotides long. The record is from RefSeq and is a predicted model, not a curated record. NCBI's taxonomy places the organism in Eukaryota, Metazoa, Chordata, Actinopteri, Syngnathiformes, Syngnathidae.
AUGGAACGUGAGGGCUCGCUCAGGAGGAUUUCGAGGAGUCUCCACAACCGGUUGAAGCUGGCCGGCGGCUCCUCGUCUAGCUUGACGGACCUCUCGCAAAAGUCCACUUCAGGAGGAGUGGAGAAGGUGGAUGAGUGCGGUCGGGACAGAGGAACCCAGCAGAGAAGAGCGGGCGCCAAUGCCACCUGGAACAGCAUCCACAACGCCGUUAUCUCAGUGUUCCAGCGGAAAGAUUUGGGAGAAAACGAACUCUUCACUCUGAACGAAGGUGUCAGACAGCUGCUGAAGACUGAACUCGGCUCCUUCUUCACCGAGUACCUUCAAAAUCAGCUGCUAACCAAAGGCAUGGUCAUAUUACGAGACAAGAUCCGCUUUUACGAAGGUCAGAAGUUGUUGGAUUCCCUUGCCGACACCUGGGACUUCUUCUUCUGCGAUGUUCUUUCCAUGCUGCAGGCCAUUUUCUGUCCAGUGCAGGGAAAGGAGCCUUCAGUGCGUCAGUUGGCCCUGCUCCACUUCCGUAAUAUCAUCACCCUUAACCUAAAGCUGGACGAAGCUCUGUCACGUCCCCGGGCUCGAGUGCCGCCCUCCAUCGUUCAGAUGCUGCUCAUACUUCAGGGUGUCCACGAGUCCAAAGGCGUUACGGACGACUACUUACGUCUGGAGUGUCUUAUUCGGAAGGUGGUUUCGCCCUACCUUGGGACCCACGGAUUAUAUUCCCAAGAUGGUUCGUCCAAUCAGAACUGUUCUUCCUGUCUUUUAGUUUCAGACUUUCCUUCAUCAGAGAAGCGUCUACGAGUGAAGAACCCUGUGGUCCGAUCCAAGAGUUACAAUGUUCCUAUGCUGACCCCUGUGGUGGAGUACGAUGUGGAUUCAUGUGUGGGACGAGGCGCGGGGAUCCGGCGCCACUCGGUGUCGGAGAUGACUUCCUGCACGGAGGAAAGUGCAUCGGCGGCAGAAUCCAGCAUGGAUCACUCAGGUUCCUCAAAUCAGAACCCUGAGGUUCUGAGGUCUCAGGUGUCUGAGUCAAGAGUUGUAGCCCAGGAUACGAGCUCUGAUCCAAGCCCUUCGUCUAGUCCGGAGAUGAGCAUGGACCGCGUAGUAGAAUCUCUGGACUCGGAACCUGACGGCAUUUUUCUGGAAUUCUCACAAACUCAUUCCGGAGGUCCGACAUGCAGUCACAGUGGACAAAGCGUGGCCUGA